AACUGUCCCCUUUGCAGCUCUCUGGGCUCACUUUCUCUCCCUUUAGUGAGGAGAUCCUUCAUUUAAUAUUACAUUUCUAUUUCCAAAUCCGCCUUUCAGACAUGAAGAGAAACAAAGAGCAGCCCAAAUAACCGCAACCCCGUGGAGCGCGGGGGGUGAGAGGUUAGCCCGAGUUUCCUGCGACUUCGUGCUGCAACACGUCGUUGAAGGGAAAGGUCGUGCUCUCGUGUGUUUUGUUUUAAAUAAUAUUGACCCAUUCAUUCUCAACCUGCUUGUUCGUGAAAUUAUACAGGAUUAUAACUUUGCCAUCGCCAGACAAUUGAAACAAAUCAAGAUGAAUUGCUGCUCGGCCCUCCCAUCGGCUCACACCCCGGGCGGGCGAGGAGGGGCUGCCGAGAGGGUGGGCAGCCGCAGGAUCCGGCGGGAAUAUCGAGACACGAAGAAAUUCCGCAGGCGCGUAAACUGGCGAGGGGCGCAGGGGACGGCCGGGAGGAAAUUCUACGCGGGGGUCGGUGGAGAGAAAGGAUCUCGGUGCUUGGGACGGGGGGGGAGGCGGGAGGCCCCCCCUUGCUUGUCCGGCCUCGCUGCCUCCCCGACCCAACGCAGCUCCCCUCGGUUUUUCCACACCGUGUCAACACCUCACCCGGGUGAGUGCCAGGGACUGCCAAAAGUGCCCCCUUCCUCCUCCUUCUUCUCUUCCUCUUCCUCACUGGGCUGCGGGCGAAAUGUCUGAGGGUGAUGGCUGCGAAGGGCUGGCAGCCCGGGAGCCCCCCUCGAGGAUCAGGGGAGCCGGAGAAACGAGAGAGCUUUUCUGCCCAAGCCCUCUCGGCGGGACGGGCUUGAAAAUCAGCGAGUGGAUCGCUGCGGGUAUCGGCACGGUAUUUUACACGCUUUUUUCGGCUCUCGUUUCUUCUCGGUGGCUUUGGUUACUUAUAGUCCUCUCUUAUAAAUAUUAAAAAAAUAAAUUUUUUUAUAUAUUUUAUAUAUAUCUAAAAUGUCCGUAUAUAUAUAUGUAGAAUCUGUGUAUGCGUGAAGAAAUAUGAAAUAUUUACUAGUAUACGCAUAUACAUUCAGAAGAAUAAUAUAUAACGAUUCCAGCCCGCCCCCCCCAAAAAAAAAAAAAAGAAUCAGAGUUUUUCACUCUACUGUGUAAUGGCUCAAACGAUGAAAAAUCAACGUGACCGCUCAAAGAGGACAUAAAUCACUCCGAGAGUAAUCUGAAUUUUUUUCUCCCCCUAGCUGAAGCCUUGAGGGUCAUCAUUUUUCUGCGCCACUUGACCAAAGAUAUAAUGUUUUGAUUAGGUCGUAAAUCAAAAUCUUGGGUCGUGGUGGUUUGUUUUUUUUUUUUUUUUUCCUUUCAUUUUUCUUUUUUUUUUUUUUCCGGGGGCUUUCCUUCUCCUUAUCGGCGGUGGCAGUGUGAACCUGGAACAAUGGAGGCCUCAAAGAGGGGGAGAAAAAGCCACAACGAAAUAGGGAAUUUGCAAAAUAUCUAUUUGCAGAAGCGGUGGGGAGAGUGGCCAAACAAGGGACUCACACCCCCUCGCACCCCCCUCGCCCCUCGGAAAGGCCGGUUCAGACCGCCUGCUGCGCGAUCCCCCGCGCAGGGCGUGCGAGCGGGCAGCGCCGUCUGCCUCCCAAUCCACAUCCCAAUCCACAUCCCAAUCCACAGUCCCACUGGCAGUCCCCAGCACCCCCCGGCCGGAGCUGCGGCCGCGGUCGCGGAGCGGCUCCGGCCGGGAGCGCGCCCCUUCCAGCCGGGGCUGGAGGGUCCCCGGGCUCCCUCUCCCCGCGCUGCUGCCCCGGGGCCGUGUCCCGGCCCGGCUCCGGUCUUUUGUUUUCGGUCGGUGUCUUCCCGCACUUUGAACCCCGGCGGCGUGCGCGAGUCCCCGGCCGUCAGAUCGGAGUGCCUCGCCUCGCAAAGGUCAAAAUGACGCUCAGAUACGGAUGUAUCUCCUUUUGAUUAUUGUCUGUGCUUCCCGUUGUACUCUCCUUGCUUUGUUUUUAGUAAGUGCGCUUUCAUCCGCGUGUACUUUCCCAAACCAGCGAUUUACCGAUCUUUACAUACCUGUACAGUUGUUUCUACCUACAAAAUAAAAUAACCUUUU
Messenger RNA from Oenanthe melanoleuca, 2105 nucleotides. RefSeq names its product WW domain-binding protein 11-like. The transcript has 2 exons. The record is from RefSeq and is a predicted model, not a curated record. Lineage: Eukaryota; Metazoa; Chordata; Aves; Passeriformes; Muscicapidae. Bases 335 to 733 code for a protein of 132 amino acids.